AUGCAGAGUCCAACACUGACUCGGAUCUCCCCAAACUCUGUGGUCUCACCUGGAGAAGUCCUGCAGUUCACAUGUACCACACCCAGUCCAUCAUGCAUCUCUGUAGACUUCAGUUUGUAUAAAACUGGGACAUUGAUAAAGAAACAAACUGCAGAGACUACAACAACAUUUUCUCUGACUGUAGAUGCCUCACAUCAGGGUCAGUACACCUGUGACUACUCAUACAGGGAAAGUGACUCCACAUCAUCCUGGAGCAACUCCAUUACCAUCACUGUGGUGAACUUGCAGCAGCCCAAUAUCUCCUUCAGUGCUGCUGAUGGAUGGUACCACUACGGGCCUGAAAGAACAGAAAUGAUCAGGGGCUAUGGCUUCUCCAUCAUCUGCUCCACUGAACCUCAAUAUACAGGAGGUUCUUUCCACUUGGGGUUUAGUGGAUCCAACAUCUCCAGAACUCAGUCAGCUGUUAACCACUCGGCUGUCUUCCUUUUUCCUGAAGCAGAUUUUGAUCAUCAGCGAAACUACAGCUGUACUUAUGAAGUUAAAGUGUCUUCACGUACCUUUACCUCCACUACCACUGAACCCCUUUUUGUUGCUGUUAAAGUCCGAGAGAUCAGGCUGGUGAAUGGUCCGAGUAAAUGUUGUGGUCGAGUGGAGAUCCAGCACAGAGCCCAGUGGGGAACAGUGUGUGAUGAUAACUGGGACUUAAAGGAUGCAGAGGUGGUGUGUAGGCAGCUUGGAUGUAGUAACGUCACCAGCGCUCCUCGAAAGUCCCACUUUGGUCAGGGAAGUGAACCAACCUGGCUGAGUAAUGUUCAGUGUAAUGGAACUGAGAGCUACAUAGAUCAGUGUUCACACAGUGGAUUUGGAGUAGAGAACUGUGGACAUGAUGAAGAUGCUGGUGUUGUUUGCUCAAACAUGCAGAGUCCAACACUGACUCGGAUCUCCCCAAACUCUGUGGUCUCACCUGGAGAAGUCCUGCAGUUCACAUGUUCCACACCCAGUCCAUCAUGCAUCUCUGUAGACUUCAGUUUGUAUAAAACUGGGACAUUGAUAAAGAAACAAACUGCAGAGACUACAACAACAUUUACUCUGACUGUAGAUGCCUCACAUCAGGGUCAGUACACCUGUGACUACUCAUACAGGGAAAGUGACUCCACAUCAUCCUGGAGCAACUUCAUUAACAUCACUGUGGUGAACUUGCAGCAGCCCAAUAUCUCCUUCAGUGCUGCUGAUGAAUGGUACCACUACGGGCCUGAAAGACCAGAAAUGAUCAGGGGCUAUGGCUUCUCCAUCAUCUGCUCCACUGAAACUCAGUAUCCCGAUGGGUCUUUCUAUUUGGGCUUCAGUGGAUCCAACAUCACCAGAACUCAGUCAGCUGUUAACCACUCGGCUGUCUUCCUUUUUCUUGAAGCAGAUUUUGAUCAUCAGGGAAACUACAGCUGUACUUAUGAAGUUAAAGUGUCUUCACGUACCUUUACCUCCACUACCACUGAACCCCUUUUUGUUGCUGUUAAAGUCCGAGAGAUCAGGCUGGUGAAUGGUCCGAGUAAAUGUUGUGGUCGAGUGGAGAUCCAGCACAGAGCCCAGUGGGGAACAGUGUGUGAUGAUAACUGGGACUUAAAGGAUGCAGAGGUGGUGUGUAGACAGCUUGGAUGUGGUAACGUCACCGGCGCUCCUCGAAAGUCCCACUUUGGUCAGGGAAGCGAACCAACCUGGCUGAGUAAUGUUCAGUGUAAUGGAACUGAGAGCUACAUAGAUCAGUGUUCACACAGUGGAUUUGGAGUAAAGAACUGUGGACAUUAUGAAGAUGCAGGUGUCAUGUGCUCAAACAUGCAGAGUCCAACACUGACUCAGAUCUCCUCAAACUCUGUGGUCUCACCUGGAGAAGUCCUGCAGUUCACAUGUUCCACACCCAGUCCAUCAUGCAUCUCUGUAGACUUCAGUUUGUAUAAAACUGGGACAUUGAUAAAGAAACAAACUGCAGAGACUACAACAACAUUUACUCUGACUGUAGAUGCCUCACAUCAGGGUCAGUACACCUGUGACUACUCAUACAGGGAAAGUGACUCCACAUCAUCCUGGAGCAACUUCAUUAACAUCACUGUGGUGAACUUGCAGCAGCCCAAUAUCUCCUUCAUUGCUGCUGAUGGAUGGUACCACUACGGGCCUGAAAGACCAGAAAUGAUCAGGGGCUAUGGCUUCUCCAUCAUCUGCUCCACUGAACCUCAGUAUACAGGAGGUUCCUUCCACUUGGGCUUCAGUGAAUCCAACAUCUCCAGAACUCAGUCAGCUGUUAACCACUCGGCUGUCUUCCUUUUUCCUGAAGCAGAUUUUGAUCAUCAGGGAAACUACAGCUGUACUUAUGAAGUUAAAGUGUCUUCACGUACCUUUACCUCCACUACCACAGAACCCCUUUUUGUUGCUGUUAAAGGCCGAGAGAUCAGGCUGGUGAAUGGUCCGAGUAAAUGUUGUGGUCGAGUGGAGAUCCAGCACAGAGCCCAGUGGGGAACAGUGUGUGAUGAUAACUGGGACUUAAAGGAUGCAGAGGUGGUGUGUAGACAGCUUGGAUGUGGUAAAGCCAUCAGCGCUCCUCAAAAGUCCCACUUUGGUCAGGGAAGUGAACCAACCUGGCUGGGUAAUGUUCAGUGUAAAGGAACUGAGAGCUACAUAGAUCACUGUUCACACAGUGGAUUUGGAGUAAAGAACUGUGGACAUGAUGAACAUGCUGGAGUCGUUUGCUCAAACAUGCAGAGUCCAACACUGACUCGGAUCUCCCCAAACUCUGUGGUCUCACCUGAAGAAGUCCUGCAGUUCACAUGUUCCACACCCAGUCCAUCAUGCAUCUCUGUAGACUUCAGUUUGUAUAAAACUGGGACAUUGAUACAGAACCAAACUGCAGAGAAUACAACAACAUUUACUCUUACUGUAGAUGCCUCACAUCAGGGUCAGUACACUUGUGACUACUCAUACAAGGAAAGCAACUCUACAUCAUACAGGAGCAACUUUGUUACCAUCACUGUGGUGAACUUGCAGCAGCCCAAUGUCUCCUUCAGUGCUGCUGAUGGAUGGUACCACUACGGACCUGAAGGACCAGAAAUGAUCAGGAGCUAUGGCUUCUCCAUCAUCUGCUCCACUGAACCUCAGUAUACAGGAGGUUCCUUCCACUUGGGCUUCAGUGAAUCCAACAUCACCAGAACUCAGUCAGCUGUUAACCACUCGGCUGUCUUCCUUUUUCCUGAAGCAGAAUUUGAUCAUCAGGGAAACUACAGCUGUACUUAUGAAGUUAAAGUGUCUUCACGUACCUUUACCUCCACUACCACAGAACCCCUUAUAGUCACUGUUAAAGAUGGCGCUAACAUACGACUCACUGGUGGCAAUGACUCCUGCUCUGGUAGAGUGGAGAUCCUGUAUAAUGACGAGUGGGGAACAGUGUCUGAUGACGACUGGAACCUGAAUGAUGCAGAGGUGGUGUGUAGACAGAUUGGAUGUGGUAAAGCUGUCACUGCUCAUCAGGAUGUCCACUUUGCUCAGGAAAGUGUCCCAGUAUGGCUGGAUGAUGUUCAAUGUUCUGGAAGGGAAAGCACCAUCACACAGUGCACUCACAGAGGAUUUGGAUCACACAACUGCAGUCAUGGUGAAGAUGCUGGUGUCACUUGCUCAGGCCGAGAGAUCAGGCUGGUGAAUGGUCCGAGUAAAUGUUGUGGUCGAGUGGAGAUCCAGCACAGAGCCCAGUGGGGAACAGUGUGUGAUGAUAACUGGGACUUACAGGAUGCAGAGGUGGUGUGUAGACAGCUUGGAUGUGGUAAAGCCGUCAGCACUCCUCGAAAGUCCCACUUUGGUCAGGGAAGUGAACCAACCUGGCUGAGUAAUGUUCAGUGUAAUGGAACUGAGAGCUACAUAGAUCACUGUUCACACAGUAGAUUUGGAGUAAAGAACUGUGGACAUCAUGCAGAUGCAGGUGUCAUUUGCUCAAACAUGCAGAGUCCAACACUGACUCGGAUCUCCCCAAACUCUGUGGUCUCACCUGAAGAAGUCCUGAAGUUCACAUGUUCCACACCUAGUCCAUCAUGCAUCUCUGUAGACUUCAGUUUGUAUAAAACUGGGACAUUGAUAAAGAAACAAACUGCAGAGACUACAACAACAUUUACUCUGACUGUAGAUGCCUCACAUCGGGGUCAGUACACCUGUGACUACUCAUACAAGGAAAGUGACUCCACAUCAUCCAGGAGCAACUCCAUUACCAUCACUGUGGUGAACUUGCAGCAGCUCAAUAUCUCCUUCAUUGCUGCUUAUGGAUGGUCCCACUAUGGGCCUGGAGGAUCAGAAGUGAUAAAAGGCUAUGGAUUCUCCAUCAUCUGCUCCACAGAAGCUCAGUAUCCCGGAGGGUUCUUCCACUUGGGCUUCAGUGGAUCCAACAUCUCCAGAACUCAGUCAGCUGUUAACCACUCGGCUGUCUUCAUUUUUCCUGAAGCAGAUUUUGAUCAUCAGGGAAACUACAGCUGUACUUAUGAAGUUAAAGUGUCUUCACGUACCUUUACCUCCAAUACCACUGAAAACCUGCUCAUCUCUAUCAAAGUAUCUAUAUCUCCGUUCAUUGGUUUCGGAGUGACAGCACUAUUGCUUCUCCUUUUGCUGCCUGUCAUCAUUUGGGUUGUGAAGAAAAGGAAAAGACCAAAAUAUCAGAUGGAUAAAAAGAAUAUGCAGUAUGCUGAGAACACAAGCAAAGAGUUCAAGUCCGGUAUCAAACCUUAUCAGGAAUUUGCAGAAGCCGUUUUCCACCAGAAGGAAAGUAAACUUUGAGGGUGAAGCAGUUUAUGCAAAAUGUUUUAUCUUAGAUGAACUUCUUCCAUCCACAAAUAAUUAGAUUAAAUAAGAUUAAAUGUAAUAUUUUUCAAUAAUCUAAAUAAUGAUCUGUAGAAUAGGAGCAGAGUUUAAAAUGGUUACGUCUAAUAAAUACAUGUAUAAGUUUGUUUAUUUCUUGUAUGUACAAUAAAAUACUGUAGGUGCUA
Messenger RNA from Tachysurus vachellii, 5009 nucleotides. RefSeq names its product deleted in malignant brain tumors 1 protein-like. The record is from RefSeq and is a predicted model, not a curated record. Lineage: Eukaryota; Metazoa; Chordata; Actinopteri; Siluriformes; Bagridae. Bases 1 to 4800 code for a protein of 1599 amino acids. The transcript has 17 exons. Gene Ontology annotation, cellular component: membrane.